Molecule: messenger RNA, 1059 nt
Organism: Porites lobata
Lineage: Eukaryota; Metazoa; Cnidaria; Anthozoa; Scleractinia; Poritidae
Source: the annotation of a GenBank genome assembly
AUGAAUAAUACAACCAUUUCUCUACCGAGAGAACAUUUUCCACUGCCUCAAGAAAUUGCGUCCUUCAUCGAGACACUAAAUUUGGUCUAUCUAGUAUCUGGAAUUUAUAUCGGACUUAUUGCAGUUAUCACAGUAUUUGGGAAUGGCCUUCUCCUACUGGCAAUCAUUAAAGAUCCGUUUCAGUCCUUCCGGACACCCAUGACUGUAUUUGUUGUUGGUCUUGCUAUAACAGAUGGUUUCACUGGUCUUAUCGUGGAUCCCCUGACGGCUUUUAUUUCCAUCGCUUCAUAUUUGAAUCUCUUUCGCAGCAAUAACCCAGCCAUUUUAAAACUUUUAGAGGACUGUUUUAAAGUGAACUCUUACGUAUCUUUCAUCACGAUGAAUGCGUCCUUUCAGAUUCUUCUUGCCUUAACAUUCUGCCAGUACCUUGCCAUUUCGUUCCCGCACAAGCACCGCACGUUUGUCACUCGCCGAAAUGCAAUCAUCACUGUAGUUGCAAUAGUGGUAUAUUGCAUUAUCUUUUCGCUUUUACUUGAAUAUAAGGUUCCUUCAAAAGUCAAGUUGGAAAUAGAUGUGAAUUUGAAUACUAAUAUUGUCUUAGUUGCUCUUAUUUUGUGUCAUAUAUUGCUAUAUCGAACAUACCGCGUCCAUCUCAACAGGGUCAGCAACUUGGACGGAAACGACGCCGCCCGUAAGCGAAGAAGAGAGCAACAACGCCAAUUUACUUCCGCAAAUUUACUCUUAGUAACCUUUCUCGUGCUAUUCACGCUGCCAUCUGUAAUCUUAUGGAAUCUUAGGCUAUACAAGUACAAUGAUAGAAUUUCACUAUCGCUUAGCCAGGAUUUAAGAAUCAAGCUUGCAGAAGUGGUCACUGUGAACGUACUCGUUCUAAAGUUUGCAUUGGACCCGUUCAUUUACGCCUGGAGGCUCUCAAAGUACCGUCAGGCAAUCACGAGUAUUAUUAGGUGUAACAGUGUUGCACAUGAGAUCGAUGGGGGCUCUUCGUUGCGCACAAUUUCUACGUUUGAGACAGAAGGAAACCGUGGAAAUUACAGAGGG